Cotesia congregata is the source of this 1416-nucleotide messenger RNA. The record is from the annotation of a GenBank genome assembly. NCBI's taxonomy places the organism in Eukaryota, Metazoa, Arthropoda, Insecta, Hymenoptera, Braconidae.
AUGAUUAAACAAAUUUUAUUGACUAAAAAAUUACACCCAGAUAUUGAUGAAUGUAAUGAAAUCAUUAAGAAGGGUGUCUCAUAUCGUAUUGGUGAUGGAUUAUUCAUUUCGCAGGAAGGUUAUCAGUAUAAAGUAGUAGUAGGAAAAAUUUGCAAAAUGUUAAAUGAUGAAAAUGAAAUUUACUUCAUUUUAGAAAUCUCAGAUACUAAAUUUAUUCUUUAUUUGAGAGCAUAUCAAUUAGGUGAGAUGUUAGAGUAUAAAUGUUUAUCGUUUAGUGAGCUUAUUUAUAUGGAGGAUUUCACUGAAGUAGAUGACGAUGAAAUACUGCAAGAUUUGGCUUCAAAGAGCAAAGAACAACUGGUACUAAUUCUUGUUCCUGAUGGGAUUGAUUGGAAUGGCGAUUUAUCAACAAAAAACAGUCAAGUGUCUAAAGAACAAUCUGAGACGGUUACUGAGCCAAGCCCAUCAUCAUCUGAGCCAAUAUCAUCACAGCAAGCUUCUGAUUUAGAUAAUAUUUAUUGCAAAUUGUCAUCUUCGGUGCAAAAAUCACUCCGUACUGGAAAGUUUUUAGACUUCAAUGAAAAGAAAACUCUUAUUCACGUGGUUGCAAAUUACAUGACAAAUGAUUGUAAUGACACCACCCUCACAACGGCAAAGAAAAUGGGUCAUCGCAUAGUUAACAAUUACUCAGCUUCGUUUACAGUGAAAAUUGGAGGUUUUUCUCUAGAAGGAGCAAGUGCGAGUCUUGGACAAAAAAUUUAUGAUCGUAUCAACUACGCCAAGCAAGGUCAUCAUGACAAUAGAACUUCACAGUCAUAUUCAUUAGAAGAUCUUGAAGACUCAACAAAGAAACCAAAGACCCAGGAUGAGUAUGGCUGUGUAGCAUACUUACCUGAACUACCUCAAAACGAAAGUUGGGAAUCUCAGGAAGAGAAAAGAUUAGCAUUAAUAAAUGACUACGAAUCAUCUAAACCUAAAUUCAAGAAGAAAAAUAAAGGUAAAGACAUUCCCGACGAAUUGAGGCACAUUUUUAAUAAACAGAAAAAAGCCAAGGAAUAUAGCAUUACCUUGAAGAACAAGCGUCCAUAUAAAAAUAUACUGUUUGAUUUCAUCAACCAGUAUAUUGGCUCUCGAGAAAAACUCGAAUUCCUUUAUGUAUUAAUAAACGAAGACACAGAAGAUGAUAAAUUAUUAGAUUUUGUUGAUGUCCCGAAUCCAGUAUUAAUUAUUAGAGGAAAUGGUAUUCAUAACGAUUCGUCAAAUAAAUAUAAUGUUGUUAUCGAGAAAAGUAUCAUCAUCGGUGCCAAUUCAUUCUUGGAUGGAAUAUUGAUUACAUUUUUAACGUAUUUCAUUUUUGGAUUUGUCUACUCACCAGAGAUUGAGGGAACGUUAGAAAUAAUCCAACGUUGCGUAUAA